Cynocephalus volans (Philippine flying lemur) is the source of this 936-nucleotide messenger RNA. RefSeq names its product putative olfactory receptor 8G3. Gene Ontology annotation, biological process: G protein-coupled receptor signaling pathway; sensory perception of smell. Gene Ontology annotation, molecular function: odorant binding; olfactory receptor activity; G protein-coupled receptor activity. NCBI's taxonomy places the organism in Eukaryota, Metazoa, Chordata, Mammalia, Dermoptera, Cynocephalidae. Gene Ontology annotation, cellular component: membrane. The coding region runs from base 1 to 936 and encodes 311 amino acids. The record is from RefSeq and is a predicted model, not a curated record. The transcript has a single exon.
AUGGACCCUGGAAAUCAUUCCUCAGUGACUGAGUUCAUCCUGGCUGGGCUCUCAGAACAGCCAGAGCUCCAGCUGCCCCUCUUCCUCCUCUUCCUAGGAAUCUAUGUGCUCACGGUGCUGGGGAACGUGGGCAUGAUCGCCCUGAUUAGGUUCAGUGCUCCCCUGCACACCCCCAUGUACUAUUUCCUCCGCAGUCUCUCCCUCAUUGAUCUCUGCCAUUCCACUGUCAUUACACCCAAAAUGCUGGUGAACUUUGUGACAGAGAAGAACACCAUCUCCUAUGCUGAGUGUAUGACUCAACUUUAUUGCUUCAGUGUUUUUGCUAUUGCAGAGUGUCAUACAUUGGCUGUAAUGGCGUAUGACCGCUACGUUGCUCUCUGUAACCCCUUGCUUUAUAAUGUCACCAUGUCUUAUCAUCUCUGCCUCUGGCUCACAGUGGGAGCUUAUGUUUUGGGUAUCAUUGGGUCUACAAUUCACACAGGCUUUAUUUUGAGGCUUUCUUUUUGCAAGACCAAUAUGAUUAACCAUUAUUUCUGUGAUCUCUUUCCACUCUUGGAGCUAUCCUGCUCCAGCACCUACAUCAAUGAAUUAUUGGUUCUGGUCUUGAGUGCAUUUAACAUUCUGACUCCUGCACUAACCAUCGUUGCCUCCUACAUCUUCAUCAUUGCCAGCAUCCUCCACAUCCGCUCUAUCGAGGGCAGGUCCAAAGCCUUCAGCACUUGCAGCUCCCACAUCUCCGCAGUUGCUGUCUUCUUUGGAUCUGCGGCAUUCAUGUACCUGCAGCCAUCAUCUGUCAGCUCCAUGGACCAAGGGAAAGUGUCCUCUGUGUUUUAUACUACUCUUGUGCCCAUGCUGAACCCACUCAUCUACAGCCUGAGGAAUAAGGAUGUCAAAGUUGCCCUAAAGAAGUUCCUUGAAAAAAGAAGUUUCCUAUGA